Parathielavia appendiculata is the source of this 162-nucleotide messenger RNA. RefSeq lists its product as uncharacterized. NCBI's taxonomy places the organism in Eukaryota, Fungi, Ascomycota, Sordariomycetes, Sordariales, Chaetomiaceae. The transcript has 2 exons. Bases 1 to 162 code for a protein of 53 amino acids. The record is from RefSeq and is a predicted model, not a curated record.
AUGGCCCUUGCCUACCCGGCGGUGGACAACAAUGCGCCCGUCCGGCGCCAGAACAUCGCCGCCGAGGUCGACGCCCAAGUCCCUUCCAUGUCGGACGGGAAUGGCAAUGUCAUCCCGUUUGAUUCCACCAAAGUCAAAGCCGCCGCUGCCAACAAGGCUUGA